This is a messenger RNA of Macrosiphum euphorbiae (potato aphid), 303 nucleotides long. NCBI's taxonomy places the organism in Eukaryota, Metazoa, Arthropoda, Insecta, Hemiptera, Aphididae. The record is from the annotation of a GenBank genome assembly.
AUGAGUUCGAUGUUGAUGAAACAAAUAUUGUUUAAUAAAUAUCGGAGUUAUAAGAAUGUACAAACAUUUAAUGUAAAUGUCUACGCAAAAAGCAUCCAGUCUGUUCUACUAUUAAAGCAGAAUAUAUUAGUAAUACACAUUAAAAACGAUCUAUCUAUGCUGGGGUCUAUUCUACAAGAAUUGAAAUUGAACAAUGUUGAAUCAGAGAUCAGAAAUACAGAUUGGAUAACUAAAGAAAAUCAAUGGGAACCAAAUCAUCGAUUCAAAUUAAAGUAUCAGUGUACAACUGUCAGUUUUACCUAG